Messenger RNA from Centruroides sculpturatus (bark scorpion), 3099 nucleotides. RefSeq lists its product as uncharacterized. The record is from RefSeq and is a predicted model, not a curated record. The transcript has 2 exons. NCBI's taxonomy places the organism in Eukaryota, Metazoa, Arthropoda, Arachnida, Scorpiones, Buthidae. Gene Ontology annotation, molecular function: RNA-DNA hybrid ribonuclease activity; nucleic acid binding.
AUGGAGCAGUGGUUUCAUACUGUGGAUGUGCUCAUGAUCCAGGAAACGUGGUUAACGGGAGAACAGUCUUUUACCUUACCGGGGUUCACUAUUUUUCGUUCUGAUCGGUCUACCGGGCCGGGGGGCGGGCUGUUGACGGCGGUGGCUGACAAAUGGCCGGUCGUGCUCCAAUCGCCGGGCCUUGGUGCACGAGGGUUGGAAACUCUGGAGGUGAGAGUUCUUCUCAGGGAAUUCUCUUUGUCAUUGGUCAAUGUAUACGCCCCGACGGGGAUUCAGGAUGGCGGGCAACUUGCGGGCUGGCGGUUGGCUCCUUCUGAAUCCCGUAUUAUCGCGGGCGAUUGGAACGCUCACCAUCCCUAUUGGGACAUCGGUUGUACUCGCCCGGGCAGGGUUCUGUUUGAUUGGAUAUUGUCAAACGGGUGGUGUUGUUGGAAUACGGGUGAACCCACCUUUUUCCACAGGUCGGGGUCCUUGGCGAUCGAUUUAACGCUGUGUACCCCUGAUUUGUUGGUGUUAGCAACGUGGAGGCCAUGUAUGGACACUGUGACUAGCGAUCAUGCUUCGAUCCAGUUGAAGGUGUCUCUUUUGACAUGGGGAAUGGAGGGUUUGCAGCCAAGGGUCCGUCAAAAUACGGACUGGGGUCGGGUUUGGGACUGCAUCGCUGUAUCAUGGGAAAAGGAGGCUUCCCGUCCGAGGGAAUAUUCUGCCUUCUUCGGUGCUCUUCAGGUGGUGUGUAAUGAGUUCACCAGGAUUUUCAAGAAGUUGCGGACGCCACAGAGCCUGACGAUUUCCCAUCAUGUACUGAUUGAGCAGGUCACGAUAACGUCGCUGGAAUUACAGGCGGAAGCAUUGGCAAAUUAUUUUGUGAGACUAAGGCCAACAGGAACGUUUGGCCCACUCCCGGCCCCCACUGGGCCGGGUGUGCUCGUCGAGGAAGGGGAUUUCCAAGAGACGGAACUGGCAAGAGUCCUUGGGAGGCUAUGGAAUACUACCCCUGGCCCGGAUGGGGUCACGGUCCAUCUAUUGCGGGCGCUCCCCAGGGUGGGGCGGGAGGCCCUUCUGGAGGUAAUGAACAAGAUAUGGCACACUGGCCAACUUCUGGCGAAGUAGCGGUUGGCAUGCAUCCUUCCGAUCCUAAAACCGGGGAGACAGGCGACUUCGUGCGCGGCAUACAGGCCGAUCUCGCUCACAUCAAAUGUGGCAAAAAUAUUUGAACGUAUGCUCUUACAGCGGUUACAGAGGACCUUGUUGGCAUCCAACAUGUUUCACGAAAAUCACUUUGGUUUUAUCCCUUAUCGAGGGGCGGAAGAUGCGGUAAUACUUAUCCACCACACUAUUUCGGUGGCUCGUGCUCAAAAGAAGUGGGUGUAUUUGGUAUCACUCGACCUGGAGGGUGCGUAUGACACGGUCCAUCAGGACGGUUUAAUUGCCAAGUUAGUACAAUACGGGUUCUCGGGGAAAAUGCUUCGGUGGUUGCGUGACUUUAUAGUGAAUAGGGAGUUUCGGGUCAAGUGGAGGGGUGUGCUCUCGGGACCCCAUAAGUUCAAUUACGGUGUUCCGCAAGGGAGCGUGUUGGCUCCGCUUCUUUUCUCCCUGUACAUGGCAGACAUCUUGAUUCCAAAGGACGUGGUGAGCGUUUUGUAUGCCGACGAUCUUUACAUAAUAGCAUCGAGCACUCAGGCGGACAUGGCAAGGUUCCGGAUCCAGAGGGAUCUGGAUCAUAUUGAGCACUGGUCGGCCCAGUGGAGCAUGGUAUUCUCCGCGCCGAAGAGCGGGGUCAUUGAUUUUUCAUCAAAGCGGCACAGGCCGACUGUUCCCCUAAGGCUCGGGUCAGGAAUAAUUCCACAGGUCACGUCGAUGCGUAUGCUGGGGGUAUUUCUUAAUGAGACGUUCACAUGGAGGGCGCACGAAAGUUACCUUUGUAACAAGUUAACAAGGGCGGGAUCGUGUCUCCUUUAUUUUGCUUCUCGGCGGAAUGGAGUGCGUCAGAGAGAUCAUCUUCAGUUGAUCAAAACGGUUCUUCUCCCGAUGGCGGAAUACGGGGCGCCUCUCCUGGACGGAGCGCCACCGACUGUCAUCAACCGGAUCGAAAAGCCUAUCCACAUGGCCCUUCGGGCGGCUCUUGGGGUACCACUCACUACUUCGCUGCCAGCGUUGUAUACGGAAGCGGGCUACAUCGGGUUAAAAGUAAGGCUUUACUUAAGGACGAUCAAACAUACAGUGACGCACAUAUCGAGGGGCCGAUUUAGCUCGCUCUAUCGUAUUUAUUCGAAACGGCAUGGUCUGGAUCACUAUAGAUGGCGGAGAUACCAGGAACCAUACGUGAUCAGGGCGGUCUCUCAUUUACGGAACCUAGGGAUAGCGAUUACGAACAUAUAUCGACAACAGAAUCUGCUGCCGACUGUCGAGCAGAUGGGCUCGCGGAUAAACAUUGAUGUGUUCAGGACUGGUUGUAUUCGUCUACCUGGCGAGGACAGGGUGGCGUUCGACGAGUGGGUGCACAGAUACCGAGUUGGGUGGUUUUUAAUCGGGACAGAUGGGUCGAAGUCACCCAAUCGGACGUCGAUGGGCGUCUUCAUAUUGGAGGGGCGGAAGAGUGAGACGUGGGAACUGGAUGUUCAGUGUGGGGUAUUCGGGGCAGAGGCUGCUGGGAUUUUGCGGGGGAUGGCUCUGUGUUUCCAAAAUCCUUGUCCGACCAUUCUAAGUACGGACAGUCGUUCGGUGCUCGAGGCGUUGACUAACGUGGGGUACACUUCGGAAGCGAUCAUCAUUGAUAUUGCGGCGGCUGUGUCGUCUUUCCCUCAGCCUAUUGAGUUGUUAUGGACUCCGGGGCACGUUGGUAUUGCCCUUAACGAGGACGCGGAUAAGGCAGCGAAGGGAGCGUGUUUAACAGGUUCCUGGAGGGGCCCGCUGUUGCCUAAAGACAUUCAUCGGUUAGUAUGGCAGGACACUCGUAAUUCGUUACGGGACCACUGGGCUUCGGUCCAUAGGAACAGGGGUAGGGAGUAUCCCCGUCCUUUUGACCCGUGGCCUUAUCACCACGCUUCAUCGCGCCGGGCGGAAACACUGCUGGCGAAACUACGGACUGGUACGGCNUAG